GUCGCUCGUCUGCAUUGUCUUGGUCCUGUCUUUCAUCUCGCGGUGUCGCCGAGCAAGGUCGUCGAGUCGCAUCUACCACAGCGCAUAAAGUCUGCUUGCAGCUCAAGGCCGCUCAGCUACUUCGUCCAUCGCGCUUUGGGUUUCAUUCGUGAUGCAGACGCGAUUCAUGGCCGACCGGCGACCCAGUGGCGUCUCACCGCGAUCAGCGAGGCCGCUACGCUCGCUUCCAAUGACAAAGAGUGAUGCCCGCUCGCGCUCCUCGCGAAAGUCUGGUCCAGCCCAAGAACAAGAAGACCAUGCCGUCACGGAGUCAGAGGCUGAGGAUCCAAACCCUCGUGCUACUAAGCGGCGGAAGAUCGAGACCCCCCGCAAGCCCCGGCGUGUAGUCGCUACGCAGGAAACCGCCGUGGCUGACACGUCCGUAACACGUUCCCGCAGAGCGCCACGACAGUCUGACGCUGUUGAAGUCGCCGACGAUGGCCAUGACUCCCCCGUCCCAGAGCCUACCAGUAAGCCAGAAAAGCGUUCCGCGCGCCGCAACUCCACCGCUCCUCACGAUCCGGGUAAUGGCGCGGUAAAGGAACUGCAGAAAUCCCUACUGCAGAAGGAAAUGAGCUUGAAGCGCGACCGGCAAACGUUAGAAGGAGAGACCAAACAGCUCGAUAAGCGCGAGAAGGCUUUACAGAAGAAGGAGCUGGCGUUCGAACGUUCGGUUUUGCAGCUCGAGGAGAAGACGACGGCUGUCAAAGACAGGGAACAGGCUGCCCGGAAACGCGAACUGGGCUUGAAGACUCAGGAGACCGAGAUUGAGAAACGGACAUCGGAGCUACGAAAGAGGGAGCAGGAGGUUUCUGACAGAGCUGUCGUCGCCAAGAUGAUUCGAACCGAAGAAUUCUUGGCCGAGCUUGAAGCUAAAUGGCAAUGCGCGCUAUGUUGCGAUGUCAUGGCUCACCCAUACAGCUUGAGCCCGGCGGGCUGUGGACAUAUUUACUGCUCACUCUGUAUCCUCAAGUGGUUCUUCACAAACCUCUGUGAUGGCUGCGGAGGCUGGUGCAAGAUCUUGGAGUGCCCUUUGUGUCGAACUGCCUUGGUCAAAAUCCCGGGCGCGAUUCCACGUCCCAUGUACAGCCUACCUUUCACACCGGCUCGCGCUGCGGACGAGAGGAUCACUGAAAUGAUCGAUAUUCUGCGCGGACCCGUGCCCGCAGGCCCUUCCAAGCCCAGCGGCAUCAAAGGCGGGAAAGGUAAGGGCAAGAAGAAGCAAACUACUUCGGCAGCGGGACCAUCAACCGGCUGGGAACACGGUGGUACACUUCUGCUCGAGUGGCAAGGCCGCGAUAGUCGAGGACGAACGGAGAUGCGUAGUCUGGUGGCCCGUUGGCCGCAACUGACGGCGACUAGUCUCAGAGCUUUGAAGACUCGUCUUUGCGUGCCUCCCUGAUCUCGCUACCGUCCCCCGGCCCGAAGCUGGUCCCUAUACCUCUCGCAUAAUCUUCGUCGUCACGGCAUUCAUUCAUAUAUGUAUGUCUUCUAUGGCUUCUCACUUCUGUCUUCGCGGAUUCUCGGAAGGUUGGACCACACAUUUUAGCUCAGCAAAUGGAUGUAUACCACAGAAUUAGAUC
Rhodofomes roseus is the source of this 1622-nucleotide messenger RNA. RefSeq lists its product as uncharacterized. Lineage: Eukaryota; Fungi; Basidiomycota; Agaricomycetes; Polyporales; Fomitopsidaceae. The record is from RefSeq and is a predicted model, not a curated record. Bases 152 to 1441 code for a protein of 429 amino acids. The transcript has 5 exons.